GAUUGGUCCGUGUGUGCGGCUCUGUUGUACACUGACUCAAAACAUUGCAGCAAGUCACAUCACAUCAUUAAAUACCUGGUGUCUUGAAAAGGCUGACUCCACUUUCGUCUAGCCCAGCAGGACCUUUCCAGGUCUGAGCGGUUGUAGGCUAGCACUGCUCCUGCUAGUGCAGACUUGAAAACUGCAUACUUGGAGUGGCUGUCAGUGCGAAUGGCUGCAUCAAAGCGAUGGAUCCAAUGGAAUAUGUCCAGACGCGCCACCAUACCAUUGUCCACCCAUGUCUGGAACAAGGUCUCCACAGCGGUCGGGCCUUGUGCACGACAACACCCACGAUCAACGUACAAAAUCUUUGGCACAGACUGAUUGGCCUGCUGGAAUCUCUCCAUUACUCCACGGCACAUGGGCUCCAGAUACUCAGUGGACUCUUUGCAGGACCGGGAAACAGUGAGUCCAGUCCCAGGCCUCACACUAGGUGAGGCAAAAGAUGUUUGGAAAAAUGCUGCCCACCCAACUCUCCAGAAUAGGCACAAGGACAUGGCGUGGAUGGUGGCCCAUGAGAUCCUCCCGGUCAGGGCGGUGAUGCACUCCAGAGGCAUGGCCAAGAAUCCAGUCUGCCCUCGUCCGGGGUGUAGUGCCCCGGAGACAGUACGACACCUGCUCUGGGAGUGCAGCGCUGCGCGGGACCUGUGGGCCAAGACCGGCCCCCUGUAUUUCCCGUGCCUGCCAGCGGGUAGGGUCCAGAUGGAUUACAAGCUCGCCAUCCUUGGUGUGGGCCAGGGCUUGAAGGACUGUACAGCAAAAAACUUUACCUCGCUCUGGCUCACUUUCAACUCAAUCAAGGAUGCCAUCUGGACCACAAGAAACCUGCUGGUGGGGAAACACGUUACGGUUCCCCUCCACGCCAGCGAGCAAAUGGUAACAUCAAAGCUGCAGGGGUACCGGUGCUGUUAUUCGGACGGGGGCCGGGGUCACACGGAAGAGGUCCCGGCCGCCACCGUACUUUGGCCGCCUGUAGAUGCACCCUUACCACCACCGGCUCACGGGAACAGCAGGCCAGCGGGCAGGAGGAGAGGGAUCUCCUCUGAGCACAGAAGCGGCAUGCCAAGUGCCUUUCCUGGAGAGUGGGAUGAUGGCCAAUUUGAUAGGGACUCAUCCCGGUCUUGA
Xyrauchen texanus (razorback sucker) is the source of this 1164-nucleotide messenger RNA. RefSeq lists its product as uncharacterized. The coding region runs from base 400 to 1164 and encodes 254 amino acids. Lineage: Eukaryota; Metazoa; Chordata; Actinopteri; Cypriniformes; Catostomidae. The record is from RefSeq and is a predicted model, not a curated record. The transcript has 2 exons.